AUGAAUGGUACUUAUUAUAACAUUACACCCUACGUGAAUCUUUUAAGCUAUAACCUACCUCCUGAAACUGUUAUCCCAACUUUCUUGUUUGCCAGUUUGAGCUAUGUGAUCAUCCUUUUUUGUAAUCUCAUUCUUAUACUGACUAUCAUUCUCAACAAAUGCCUGCACCAACCUAUGUACCUGUUCCUCAUUAACCUUCCUAUCAGCGACCUGAUGGGGUCUUCAGCGUUUUUCAUUCAAGCCAUGAGACAAAUCCUAAUGAAGAGUCAAACUAUUUCUUACCCCACUUGUGUCACCCAGGCCUUUUUCAUCCACAUUUACGCUGCUGGUACCAUGUUUAUGCUCACUGUCAUGGCUUAUGACAGAUACAUCGCAAUCUGCUGGCCACUUAGGUACAAUGUUGUGAUGACCAAUGCUCAUAUUAUGAAAGUGAUUACGCUUACUUGGUUAGGGUGCCUUGUUUUAAUAGGUGUCCUUUUUGGGUUGCUUUUACGCUUGCCCCGAUGCCGCUCUGAAUUGACCCAACCCUACUGUGACAACCCUUCUUUGCUGAUGUUGGUUUGUGAAAAUACAUCUAUAAACAACAUCUAUGGACUCUUUAGUGUAGCAUUGACACAAGUGAUUGCCAAUGGGAUGAUGCUGUUCACAUAUUUAAGGAUUUUGAUUGCAUGCUUUCGAUCCAAACGUUCGGAUACGAAGGCCAAAGCGCUCCAGACCUGUGCCACUCAUCUCUUGGUUUUUCUGCUACUUGAAUGUUUGGGGCUCUUCACCAUUAUUUCCUACCGACUUCGGGCCAUCCCGCUACACCUCCGGAGGUUCAUAGGGGUAUCCACUCUCAUUUUCCCCCCAACUCUUAACCCCAUUAUCUACGGACUAAAAACAAAAGAGAUCAGAGACAAAAUCAUACAGUUUUUCAAGAAUAUCUCCCUUCGCACAAAACUCAAUUGUAUUCACUUUUAA
Messenger RNA from Boleophthalmus pectinirostris (great blue-spotted mudskipper), 960 nucleotides. RefSeq names its product olfactory receptor 52Z1P-like. The record is from RefSeq and is a predicted model, not a curated record. Gene Ontology annotation, biological process: G protein-coupled receptor signaling pathway. The transcript has a single exon. Gene Ontology annotation, molecular function: G protein-coupled receptor activity; olfactory receptor activity. The coding region runs from base 1 to 960 and encodes 319 amino acids. NCBI's taxonomy places the organism in Eukaryota, Metazoa, Chordata, Actinopteri, Gobiiformes, Gobiidae. Gene Ontology annotation, cellular component: membrane.